GUUUCCUUCUGGCUCUAUUUUGUUUUGUUUUAUUCAAAUCCAAUUUGGUAUAUAAAUAAUCAGCGAUUAAAAUGAAUUUCCCAAACGUGUGGGAAUUUAAACAAAAAUCAUCGCCGACAUGUCUACAAAAGUAUUCUUCUGAUAAUAGCACUGCGGUAAAAUUGUUGGCAAAUGUUCCGAUGGCAAAAAUGGUUUCAAUAACACUUCCGGAAGUAAACAUCACUGAGAUUGAAAGAAUUAUAAAAGAUUCAGAUUACUAUAGUUCAAAUGAUUUUCACAUAUCUUUGAUAAUGAAUAAAAACUUCAUCGAUGGUUUCCUCUUGAAUGGCGAUUUUUCAUGUUUACCAGAACAUCUUCCAGAAUUUGAUGAUUACGCAUACGUUUCUAACAACAAACUCUUCAUACGACUUUUUAAAGAUAAUUUUUGCAGCUGUAAUAAUGUAGAAAUUCAGAAGUAUAAAAUUCGAUGUUCUGGAGAUUUCAAUUAUUUUCAAAUAGAUCUACAAAACCCAAAUCUCAAUAUUUCAAAACUACAAGAUGAGGUAAAAAAUACUUUAAAAUCUUCCAAAAUGGUUUUCAUGUGGUCGCCUUUUGCUGAAAACAUUUGUUCAUCAUCAAUUGCGAAAUAUGUUUCUGAAUGUGGUUAUCAUGUGAAGAAAUGUAUUAAUAAUUUACUUAUUCAGCAUGAAUAUGGAUUGACGUUUCCCGAAUUAAUCGAAGAUCAACAUAGAAUGAUGGAAAUUUCGGAAUAUGCUGGAAUUUUAUUACUUAAAUGCAACAUUGAAGACAACGACUUGAGUUCGUAUUCUUUACCCGACGAUUGCAUUGAUGUUGGUAAAGGCAAAACCAUUUGUUGUAAAGGUAGCAUCAGCAGAUAUUACAUAGAAAAAUUAAUCAAUGAAGUGAGGAAAAUUCUUAAAGAAAAUUCAAGUUUUCCUUACAUCAUUUUCUCAAUAAUUUCCUUCUCUGAAAAUCUCACAAAAACUCUCGUAAUCACCAAGAAUAAAAUUCACAAUUAUGAGUUAGGUAUUAUGAAAAACUAA
This is a messenger RNA of Clunio marinus, 1043 nucleotides long. NCBI's taxonomy places the organism in Eukaryota, Metazoa, Arthropoda, Insecta, Diptera, Chironomidae. The record is from the annotation of a GenBank genome assembly.